AUGGCUUCCUUCGUCAUGGGUGGUGGCGCGCAGUCGCCAAUCGAGUGGGAGUGGAUGGAUGACCGGCGUAGAUGGGUUAGCUAUGACGCCUUUUCGAGUUCGGCGAUCGAGUCGUCUUUCUCGUCUGGCGGUAUGAGCGCGGUGGUGAGCUCUGCGCAAGGAGGGAGGGCGGGAGCCGGGGCGACGUACACUAUCCACUUCUCCAGCAUGCAGCAGGUGAACAACGCUUCGAGCUUCGUGAGGAACGUCAGGAGAAACGUCGUCGGCGUGCCAUCUCACGAGACGUGGGAGUGGAAGAACAACGGUUCGAGGUGGGAGGCCGUCCCCGUCCCCAUCUGUCUACAGAUAUCGGCGAGCCGGGACUUGCGGGGGGAGACGUCGACGACUGCCCACAUCAACAGUCUCGCGCACGAGUUCGACUUUACGCAGAUGACGGUGACCCGCCUAGCGGUCGGGGUUGUGGUACAGCUCCGUCUCAAAGCCAGCCGAGGUGCGGUUGCGGGCGCAGCAGCAGCAGCAGCAGGGGCAGGGGCAGGGGCAUCAGCAAGAGGGAUGUCCACGAGGUCGGGGGCUUCUGCGUCUCCAUCUCCUCAGGUUUCGACGAACGGAGACAGGUCUGCGGAGUACCAACGAAUAAUUAACGAAGCGACGGACUGCACGGCGACGGCGGCGGCAAACAACGAGACUUGCACCCUGUGCAUGGACCCUUUCAGCCCGCAGGAGCCGGCGCUGCUGCUGUCGCAGUGCCAGGGGCACUACAUGCACGCGCCGUGCAUCAUGCAGGUGUUCAAGGCGAUGGGGCCUAAAUGCCCGACCUGCUCCAAGAUGUACGGUCCGCUGCACGGUGACCAGCCUGACGGGACAAUGACCGUGCGAACCCACCGUCGCGGAGCAAUACCCCUUUCGGGCUACGAGUCGGACGGUACGAUUCUCAUCCAGUACAGCUUCCCCUCCGGCACGCAGAGCUCGAAACAUCCCAACCCGGGGAGCGCGUACCACGGCACCUCGCGAACGGCCUACCUGCCGGACAAUGCGGCGGGCAGGGAGGUACUGGCACUGCUGAGGAAGUCGUUCGAACAGAGGAUGACUUUCACCGUCGGGACGUCCAUUACCACAGGCCGUUCUAACUGUGUCAUCUGGAACGGCGUACACCACAAGACAAACACCACUGGAGGAAGCUCUUCGUUCGGCUACCCUGAUCCUGGCUACUUCGGACGGGUCAAGGCGGAGCUACUUGCCAAGGGCAUCCAAUGAGAACGCCCCGUCGCGUGGCUUUGCUUCGCGGAUUAGAAUGCAUUCGACGGUUCUGCGUUUGUAUGUAGAUGGGCUGCUGCUGUGAAGGCAUUAGCGAACAUGGAUGCGCCCGCGGAUACGGGAUGCGCAAAACCCGUGAUGCAGUGACGUUCCUUUGUAGCCAAGGACGGAUUCCGACAAGACGAAAGACAUCAAGGAACCUGGUGUGGUCGACCACCGCGGCAAGGUAGCUUGUGUCGCACGCUGAGCUGACUUUUCGGGGUCCCGGGGCCUCCACAAAUAUUCUGGUAGAGAGGCUGUCUUGGCCGAACAGGAAUGGCUGGCCCUACCGGAGACAUGACAUGUAGAGUAGUACCCCGAAGGACCCGUGUCCUUGUUGUUGACUGCCUUCUUUUGUUGCUGAACAAUCACGACGUGGACAAAUAGGUGUGUGCUCGUGUGUGAAGUGACUAUUUUGUUCAUGUUUUCCUUGCAAUUGGAGGGGCGUGCGGAACAGAAACGUAAUUUAAUGAGGGACGGGUUUUGAGACUAGCCACGGCGUGCCGUGUGCUUUGGACUUAAGAUGCGCGGGUCGUGGCAACGCGCCGUUGUCUUGUUUGUACCCUCGGAUGCGGGGCUGUACCCCUCCCCCCCCCCCUCGGCUUUCACCUCUUUUGUUUAUUGCGGCGCCCGUACUCAGCGCAGGCUUAGCUCUUCGAUGAGCCUAGCACCGUUAUCACACUCUUGAUCCUGAAAGAGAAUUUCAUGAUUUCAUGUAGCGGGGGUGGCUGACUGCGAACCACUGCGAUUCAACCACCAUUUAUUCCGUUGUUCGCUGCUUGUGGGAUAGGUUCUAAGUAGGCGGAAGGGGGGGGGUGGCGUGAGGGAAGUUCGUUUGUUGCUCCUCAUGCUGAACGGCACGUCCCUUGUUGGAGUCGGGGGGGGCGGGAGGGGUUCGAAAUUGAAGCGGGGGGGGCAUGCUUGUCCUUGACGGUUAUUGCUAUUAGAGCACCUUUUGGCCUGGACCAGCUGAGCGUUCUCUCCGUGUGGUGUAUUAUCGUUCCCGAAUGCCGGCCGCUGGUUGGGGUGCCGUUGUGAAUGAGACUGUGAGUUGGACUACUGUAGGUCGUCCUUCAGUGCAGAACCAGUACACAAUUCCACGACAGUGGCAGGGGAUGGACGAUCCACGCCCCAGAGCGCAGAACCGCAACAGCAACAAGUCGAGGCUGCGUUGAGCUUUCUGUGCCGCUUUAUGAGGACCGCGUUAGUUGCUUGCCGCUGCUCCUGCUGAACCACAAUGAACUGCUGUAGGCUCACCUGUGCGGUGUGCUGUGGUUUCGAAGAGUGGUGCUUUUGGCUGGGCCUCCGUACACCCCACCUUUGUUUUGCCUGUCCCGCGGAGAAGCGGGGCAACCUACGUCAUCGUUUUGCAAGCAUUGGCCUCAUCGACGCUAUCGUGCGGUAUGGUACGAAUCACA
Messenger RNA from Ectocarpus siliculosus, 2711 nucleotides. Lineage: Eukaryota; Phaeophyceae; Ectocarpales; Ectocarpaceae. The record is from the annotation of a GenBank genome assembly.